Molecule: messenger RNA, 1986 nt
Organism: Hydractinia symbiolongicarpus
Lineage: Eukaryota; Metazoa; Cnidaria; Hydrozoa; Anthoathecata; Hydractiniidae
Product: probable ATP-dependent DNA helicase RecS
Exons: 2
Coding region: 12-1673 (553 amino acids)
Biological process (GO): double-strand break repair via homologous recombination; telomere maintenance
Cellular component (GO): chromosome; cytoplasm; nucleoplasm
Molecular function (GO): 3'-5' DNA helicase activity; ATP binding; four-way junction helicase activity
Source: RefSeq, a predicted model, not a curated record
GUUAAGCGAAAAUGAGUAGUACACGCGUUUUUGAAGUUUUAAAUAGAAUCCAGGUUGCACUUGGUAGGAAUUCAUUUCCUGAUAUGAACUUUAAACUAAAGCAAAUAAAAUGCUUAGAAGCAAUUUUAAAAGGAAGAGACGUUUUAGCUGUUCUCCCAACUGGAUAUGGGAAAUCGAUCAUUUUUCAGUUGUUGCCAGAUUUUCUUUCAAAUGAAGAGAAAGGAAGUAUGAUAAUUGUUAUCACUUCCUUGAAUUCGAUUAUAGAUGACCAAAUGAAAUUUUUAAAAAAAGUUGGAAUGGAAUGUUUUCACUUGAAAAGUCCAUUUGACAUUGAAGAAGCAAGAACAAAUUUGUUCUCUGAUUCCUAUCCUGACAACGAAGUUGAUAAUACUGCACUACCAGAUUUUUCAAUAAAAAAAUUUAAAAUCUUGUUUUGUCACCCUGAAGCAAUUCUAAGUGAUGUGGGGAGAAACUUACUAAAGACAAACACACUCCAGAAAGAAGUAAAAGCCAUUGUUGUAGAUGAAGCACAUUGCAUAGACACUUGGGGUGAUAGCUUCAGAAAAGAAUUUCUUAAUCUUGGAGCCAUUAGAUCCUUUUUUCUGGACAUUCCUGUGCUUGCCCUAACAGCAACUUCUACAGUUAAAACAACAAGCAGAAUAAAAAGUGUUCUUGGAAUGAAGGAUUGUGUUUUUUUGACUAUCAAUCCAAACCGCUCAAAUGUAUUCCUGGUUAAAAAAAAAAGAUACCACAAUUCAUAUGGAAUCGAAGGUAUCAAAAAGAUUUUGUUAUCGAUUGGAGAAGAUUUAAAAAAACAAGCGAAAGCAUAUCCACAGACUAUCAUAUACUGUAAAUUAAAGUAUUGUGGCUAUGGGUACAAACUUUUUGAAAGUAUAAUCGGCCCUUUGCAAUAUGUAGGAGGCGAAUGUAAACCAUCCAAAAGUUUGUUUGUGCAAUUUCAUGCACCCCAAACUAAGUACAUGAAGCAUGAAAUUAUUUCAGAAAUUUCAAAAAUCGACAGUAACAUCAGAGUCAUUUUUGCAACUUCUGCCCUUGGUAUGGGCGUAAAUGCACCUAAUAUGAAACAAAUUGUACAUAUUGGCCCUCCUCCAACAUUGGAGGAAUACAUGCAGGAAAUAGGCAGAGCAGGUCGCAGAGGACAGGAUGCUGUAGCUGUGUUACAUUACAACAACUCUGACAUUAGUAUUGAUAGAAUUACGAAGGGAUUGAUUGACAAACAGAUGGCUGAAUAUUGCAAAAAUGAAAGUAGCUGCUUGAGAUCUUUGUUGUUGCAGCAUUUCAAACAUAAAGCACCACCACAACAAAAAUGUUGUAUUAUAUGUCAUCCAGAAACCGACUAUGGUAAACAUGAUCACGUCUUGGUCAGAGAAAAAGUACAACGUAAAAUUAGUGAAGUUGAUUUGCAAAAAUUGUCACAAGAAUUUAAUAACCUGCUUGCAGAUUUGGAUGCAAAUUUAACAGAUGAUCCGCCAAGAGAGUUUUUUGGUCUUAGUAUGGAUACUAAAGAAAUUGCGGAGAAGUUUUGUAUGAUAUUGGAUAAUGUCACUGAAAUUGAAAAUGAAGACAGCCUUUUGGGAUUUGGUCUUUGGGACGAAGAUGUAUCGAAAAAAGCAUAUGAGCUGAUACAAAUUUACACUACAGAAUUACCUUGAGUAUGAAAACAGUAUAUGUAAUUGUUACUUUUUCUUGGGACACCAAAUUUCUAUUUAUGUAUAAAGAAUACCUUAUUUGUACUUUUUAACCAUGCAUCAAGAAUUGAGCUUUUUACAUAAAAAAUUGUUUCACAAAAAGAUUAAAAAAAGCAUUUCCUAGUCAAGACUUUGAUUUCAAGAAAAUGCAAAUAAUUAGUACAUUUACAAGUAGCAAUUAGUACAUCUGUCUGCAAACGUUUUGUACUUUAAAGCAUAUAUAUACCUUGAAAGAAUUAAUUUUUGUGACGAUGCAGGUGUGAAAUCCUCAAAAAAA